UAUAAAUUGAUAAUUUCAUUCCAUGAUCUUUUUGAUAAGUCUAAUUUGUGCUGUUUAUUCAAAUCGAUUCUUGGCUCCAGAUGAAGAUCUUAAAAAUAAUCCUUAAUGUUAUGGUUCUAUAUUUGAUGCAGGAUCUUCAGGAACAAGAGUAUACAUUUAUUAAUGGAAUUGCAGAAAAGAAUGGACAUUACCUAUGGUUAACCUUAGUGAAACAGUAAUUGAUUUAUUUAAUUAAUAAAAAGUCUAAUAAUGAAAAGUAAUCGCCUGGCCUUGCUACAUUUGCUAAUGAUUUGGAUGGAAUUUAAAAUUACUUAAAUCCUCUUAUUGAAUUCAUAUAUAAAGUUGUACCCAAAAAUGUGUAUAAGUAUACUCCUAUAAUGCUUGGAGCCACUGCUGGAUUAAGAUAAUUAUCAUAAAUAUAAUAAAAUGAAAUCAUAGCAACUGUCUAAUAAAUAUUCUAGAAAACCUAACUUUACUACAACGAAUCAUGGGUUAGAGUUAUCACUGGAUAAGAGGAAGUAAAUAUUUAUACCAUUUUUUUAGGGAAUGUACAUGUGGAUGUCUGUUUUUUAUUUGCUUAAUUAAAAUGUUAAGAACCUUUUGACAAUGGAUUUAGGAGGAGCAUCAACUCAAAAUGCAUUUCCUUAUAAUGCAACUGGCCCAGAUUUUGUUCUUUUAAAUGUUAAUCCGAACGUUACUAAUUUUUCAUUAUAUGCUGUAUCUUAUUUAGGUUAUGGAAAUGAUUAAGCUAGAAUAAGUGUUUUAAAAUUAUCAAUUCAAGGAGAUAAUGAUGUAAUAUACUCUCCUUGUUUUUUUAAAGGCUAUUCUGCAAAUACAAUUAUUGAUAAUAAAAAUUAUACAAUAAAUGGAACAGGAAGUUUAGAAUUGUGUCAAAAUUUAAUUUUAUAAUUAUUAAAUACUACUUAAAAUACUAGCAUUAAUUAAAGCUAUGAACCUCCUGUAGUUGGAUCAACAGUUUAUGGGACUAAUGGAAUUUAUACAAUGGCCGACUUCUUUAACCUUACAUCUUUUACAAAAGAUAGUUAUUAUAAUAAACUGUAGGAUUUGACAGGUCUAACUUGGGAAUAAGCUAAUUAAACUUAUCCUAAAAACCCCUACUUAAGUACAUAGUUUUUCAUGGCUACCUAUGUUUAUUCUUUAAUUUAUAAUGGAUAUAACAUUCCUAGUGAUACAACAGUGUAAGCUCCUGCUUCUAUUAAUGGAGUUUCUCCUAGUUGGACUCUAGCUGCCUGUUCGUAUCAAUUAGCCUAAAUUAAUUGUACAGAUGAUAGUCCUAUAUGUCAAUUCAAUGCUUAUUCAUCCAUUUUAGUUAUUUUUUAUGUACUAGCCUUAGGAUUUCUGAAUUGAUUAUGAUAUUCAAUAAAUAU
Molecule: messenger RNA, 1388 nt
Organism: Paramecium sonneborni
Lineage: Eukaryota; Ciliophora; Oligohymenophorea; Peniculida; Parameciidae
Source: the annotation of a GenBank genome assembly